Molecule: messenger RNA, 459 nt
Organism: Blepharisma stoltei
Lineage: Eukaryota; Ciliophora; Heterotrichea; Heterotrichida; Blepharismidae
Source: the annotation of a GenBank genome assembly
AUGGAAGAAUCAAUUAUUUAUUUUUACGGGAAACCUACACAAAGAGUAAAACAAGAAGACGUUUAUUUAGGUAACUUUUAUCAUUCUCCUAUUCUUAUCAAUGGUGUUACUUAUUCCACCGUUGAACAUUUUUAUCAGUCUCAAAAGUUCGAUGACCCUGAAAUUCAGGAAAGAAUUAGAAAUGCCCAAACACCCAAAAUAGCCAGCAGACUUGCUCAUGAACUUACAAAUGAUUCUAGAGAAUGAAGCCAUUUAAAAGAAAGUGUGAUGAGGACUGGAAUUUUUGCGAAAUUUACCCAGCAUCAAGAUUUAAAAGAAAAACUUCUAGCUACAGGAACAGCAAAACUUGUAGAAGAUAGCCAUAAAGAUUUGUACUGGGGAGGCUCAUUAGAAGGGAGUCAAAAUAGAAUGGGAAUAUUAUUAAUGGAUUUGAGAAACCAACUUAAAAAUAUGCCAUAA